Molecule: messenger RNA, 1668 nt
Organism: Blepharisma stoltei
Lineage: Eukaryota; Ciliophora; Heterotrichea; Heterotrichida; Blepharismidae
Source: the annotation of a GenBank genome assembly
AUGCAAGAAAUCGAUUUCAAAUGCUUAUUUCAGAACGCCACCUACCCAGCCAAAGCAUCAAUCCAAUUUAGCAAUUGUUUAAACGUGCAAAUCUCCGAAGUCCCUUCAGGGUUUUCUCCAUUCGAAAACUCCUCACAAUCCGAAACAUACACAAUUACCAACCCCGUCUAUCAGCUUAUAUACGACAAACCUUCCGAAACACUAACUUUUAUUUUUAACUUAAAAGAAAUGCACAAGCUCGGCAAAGCCCUCAUGCAAGAAAUUGCUAAUACAAUUGAACAAAAAAUAAACCAAAUAAACUUUCACUCUGUGCUUAUAUCAAAUAGAAUUGAGCAAGUAGUCCAAGAAUUGUCAAAUUAUUUUAAUAUUUCUAUGCAAACUUUGACUCAUGAGUCAUCAACUGUGCUAAUUAAGACCAGCAAUAAAGAAAUUUCAUUGACUACAAAAAUUAUUAAUAACAGAGAUGGACCAAAUAAAGAAGGAAUUCCACAGCCUGCGCUGAUUGCACAUCCUUCUUUAUUGACUGCACAGCUGUAUGAAAUUUAUUGAUAUAUGAGGUGUCCUGUAAACUUGAGCGAAAUUUAUAGGUCAUUGUGCCUAUCUGCGGAAUUUCAGUUAAUUCUGGAUGAGUGUUUGAGUGAUUUUGCACAUUUGGCUGGGAAAAAUUAUGUGCCGUAUUCGUAUCAGGCUGCAGGAUUUAAGUGUAUGGCUAAUAGUUUUGAUGAAGUAAAAAUCUGCUAUAUGAACGUACAUAUGGUUUCUAUUAGAAUUCAAUCUUUCAGCACAACCCUAGAAAUUGCAGAUAUGGGACUAAUUUACCCCAAGCUGAAACCUAUACACAAAUUCGCAGAGUGUUUGCACCAUUUAGUAACUAAAACACUAGAAGAUCCUGAUCUGAAAGGAUACAGUAAUACAAUAAAAAUAGGUGACAAAGAGCCUCUAUAUCAGACUUUAGAGCUUCAUAAGCCUCAGCAUGUAAAGCGAGCUUUAUCAUUUAUUUUGAAUUUUAUAGCAUCUAUGCAUGCUUUGUUGUCAUCGAUGAUUUUUUUGAAUAGAAAUAUUAAUGAGCUUUUCCCAGGGGCACAAGUAGUUAAGCAAGGGGCGUUGGAGGCAGCAGCGAUAUUGAGCAGAAUUGGUGAGUUUAGGUUUAACUUUAAAAUAAAGCUGUCGAAUUCAGAGACUCAACAUGGAUAUAUAGUAAAUUUAGUACUGGAUAUCGAAGCAGUCCCAAAGAAAGACAUUGAAAGGCAACGUCUCGAAAGUAUGCGCUUCAUCUAUAUCGAAUAUUUUCGCCAAAAAAUUUUAAAUGUUUACAAAGUGAUACCAGAAGUCCUAAAUGGUUUUCUUAUGAGUUUUCUAACACCAGUUCAUCUUCUAAAACAAAUUACAGAUUUAAUGGAGGAAGAGCUAAAAAGUAAUUCUUUUGAAAUUUUAUGGCACAAUUUUGAUGCCAAGCAAGAAAGGGUAGAUUUUUCGGUCAGAAUAUGGAAGGGCACCCGUUAUCUAGAUAUAAAAAUUUCAAUUGAUGGAAGAGCUCCAAAAAUCACAACAAAUUUAAAAGCGGAUUUUCUAGUUAAUAUAGUCAGCAGCCAGCCUACAUCUUUGCAAAUAAUUCAGUCUCUACUUACUUACUCCUUUGAGGAAAUUAAAUCUAAAUUAGAAUUUUAA